UGUGCCCAGGGCCCGUUAUUGUUUCUGGAUCCGUCCGUGCCCUUUUCUCGCCAUUAGUCAUCAACACGGGAACAUGUCCAAUUUACUUUGAGCCUAAUAACCUCUAGUCAGCUUGAUGAAUCCGUACAAUGGGCGGGUCGGUGUCUCCCCUCAGAGAGGCCAAUAAAAUCGGUUUGCAGCUCACUUUGUGUUCAUUGCGUAACCACACUGCAGGUCCACGGAGCCAGGUUCACCUCUUCACAAUGGCAGCUCCGAAGAAAGUCUGCAUCGUUGGCUCCGGAAACUGGGGCUCUGCCAUUGCCAAGAUAGUGGGAGCCAAUGCUGCGAAGAAUUCAAAAUUUGACAACACUGUGAAAAUGUGGGUGUAUGAGGAGAUGGUGAAUGGGCGUAAACUGACAGACAUAAUCAAUGCAGACCAUGAAAAUGUGAAGUACCUUCCGGGCCACAAGCUGCCAGCAAAUGUGCUGGCCGUCCCAGACCUGGUGGAGGCGUCCAGUGAUGCGGACAUCUUGGUGUUCGUGAUCCCACAUCAGUUUAUUGGUAAAGUGUGUGACACCAUCAAGGGCAAGAUUAAGAGUGAUGCACUGGGGAUAUCCCUCAUUAAGGGUGUGGACGAGGGGCCUGAUGGACUUAAACUCAUUUCUGAGGUGAUCCAGGAGACGCUGGGUAUCGCCAUGAGCGUGUUGAUGGGGGCCAACAUUGCCAAUGAGGUUGCCGAUGAGAAGUUUUGUGAAACCACCAUUGGAUGUAAGAAUAAAAACCACGGUGCUCUUCUGAAGGAGCUCAUGCAGACCAACAACUUCAGAGUUACUGUAGUAGAGGAGUAUGAUGUGGUGGAAAUCUGUGGAGCCCUGAAGAACAUUGUCGCGGUCGGAGCAGGUUUCUGUGAUGGCCUGGGCUUCGGGGACAACACAAAGGCAGCAGUGAUCAGGUUGGGCCUGAUGGAGAUGAUAGCCUUUGCUCGCAUUUUUUGCACUGCUGGGCCCGUGUCCUCUGCAACUUUCCUGGAGAGCUGCGGUGUUGCUGACCUCAUCACAACCUGCUACGGCGGCCGUAACCGCAAAGUGGCAGAGGCUUUUGUGAAGACUGGGAAGUCCAUUGAGGAGCUGGAGAAAGAGAUGCUGAACGGCCAGAAGCUGCAGGGACCAGCAACAGCAGCUGAGGUGUAUCUCAUCCUCAAGCAUAAAAAACUAAUUGACAAGUUCCCUCUGUUCACUGCAGUCUAUCAUAUCUGCUACCAGGGCCAUCCAGUCACAGAGUUCAUAAGCUGUUUGCAGAACCACCCAGAGCACAUGUAAAAAAAAUAAAAAUAAAAUAGUGACUGACCAAGUGCCUUCUACAUGGACAAGGUUACCACUUUUUAUCUGUAACCCCUAAGAAAUAGAUGGGGGAUGACCAGUCACUCCACAGCUGUCAUGCUACCAGACAUUUUCAGCCGGUGAGUGUUAUCCCUGUUUGAGGUAGUUUAAUGUACAUGUUCAGCUCUGUUAAAUUCUAAUUCUGGUUUAUUUCAACAUGGCAUAUUUCCCAAAACUGUGGCUGCUGUUGGCUGUAUAGGUCGCGCUAGCUUGCACUAGCCGCCUCUGUUCUAGAGAUUCUGGAAAACAAGCAUCGUGUAAAUGUUGGUGCAAUGAGUGAGAGUCUUCUCCAGCUUUCAAAACCAUGUGGUUUUAUAUGAAUCAUCUCAAACACUCGUCUGAAUCAGACUGAAUGUAGCUGCUAGGAACAUUCAUUAUGCUAACUUACAGGGUUUUACAUCCAGGGCAACAGUUUGGCAAAAGCCCUCUUGUCUCUGAAUCUCUACAGUGGCGGCGGCGAGUGCAUGACAAACUAUGCUCAGCUGAAAUGAACUGGAAUUGUAACAUUCACUUAGAUAUUUUUAAAAAUGUCACUCAUUUCUUGACGCGCACUGAACCAUUUGGAAGCGCACUGCAUUCAAAGAAUAAAAAAAAAAAAGAUCUUACCUUAUACGAGACAAUGCAGGCGUUGGAACGCUGCAGAACGUGGCUGAAAAUCAGAAGGCUUUAAUGAAUUCUUUAGCAUCAAAGUAGUUCAGUGCUAGUUGUCAGCACAUAGCAAAAGUGAGCUGUUAAUAACUAAAUCAAUAUACUUGGUUUUCCAAAAUGUAAAUAAAUGUAGCCUAGGCUAAAAACAGCGCCCACAUUGUGACGACUAAUGUUUUGUCAAAAUUACAAGAUCAGGAUCUUGUAAUAGGUUAGGGUUGCUCUGUAAGAUACAGGCAUUAAAGAAUUCAUUAAAACCUGAAUUUUCAGGCAACCUCUGCAUUACUUCAUGAUUAUAAGAAAAGAGAAUGAGGUCCAGAUUUCAUAAUUAUGACUUACUGUCUCAAAAUUACAAGCUCCUGAUGUUGAAGUUAAAAGAUCAGGAUCUUCAUGUAAUGAGUCAUAAUUACAUGAAGAUCCUCUAGAUUUCUUUGAAUGUAGUGUGCUUCUGUAAAAACAUGAAGGAUAACUCAGUUUUUUCCCAGAGAAUCUCCUUUAGAGACAAGUGAAUCAGAACACAUCGGUUUUUAAAACAGCCACAUUCCAACACUAGUGCAGAAAUCCUCACAUGGAUUUCAGCAAAAGUAAACAGAAUUGUAGACAAAGAUAAGCUACAUAACUGUCAAUGCCAACUUAUCUUUUUCAAGCAGAUAGUCACUGUGUUACUGCCAUACAGUACAUGUACACUGUGCCCUAUGGAACUACAUCAUGCAUUCUGAUUUUCACAAGGCCUAUCAGCAGCCGUAUGAAGAGGAAUUUAUCCUCAUCUAAU
This is a messenger RNA of Monopterus albus (swamp eel), 2775 nucleotides long. Its product is annotated as glycerol-3-phosphate dehydrogenase [NAD(+)], cytoplasmic. Gene Ontology annotation, molecular function: protein homodimerization activity; NAD binding; glycerol-3-phosphate dehydrogenase [NAD(P)+] activity. The coding region runs from base 129 to 1298 and encodes 389 amino acids. The transcript has 8 exons. The record is from RefSeq and is a predicted model, not a curated record. NCBI's taxonomy places the organism in Eukaryota, Metazoa, Chordata, Actinopteri, Synbranchiformes, Synbranchidae. Gene Ontology annotation, biological process: glycerol-3-phosphate catabolic process; carbohydrate metabolic process. Gene Ontology annotation, cellular component: cytosol.